Porites lobata is the source of this 4751-nucleotide messenger RNA. The record is from the annotation of a GenBank genome assembly. NCBI's taxonomy places the organism in Eukaryota, Metazoa, Cnidaria, Anthozoa, Scleractinia, Poritidae.
AUGUCUCUGCGUGAUAACCAAAUUCAUGGUCAGAACCAUGUUGUUCAAGGACAAUCGAGCAAAGAAAAUGCACUGAAUAUAGCUCGAUACAGAAAGGCAGUAUACAGUGCACUGUGGGUGCAGGUAACAUUGGUUAUUUGUUAUCUGCCGUACAGUAUAACUGUAGCUUUCAGAACACGUCAAGGGGGGAUGCUUAUAUCUACUUACCUUGCUAGGGAAUUUACAGCUACUUUAGUUUUUUUAAACUCGUCGUUAAACCCGUUUCUGUACUGCUGGAAGAUCACAGAAGUGAGACAAGCUGUAAAACAAACAUUACAACUACACUUCUGUACCAACUAAGACUUGGACUAAGACUUAUGGCAUUAAGACUACCAGUUGUAAAAAGUCCUCCAGAAAAUAUAGUUUUAGCUUGUCAAAGGAACAUUUACUAACAAACCAUUGCCAUCAAGGAACAUAAGAUUUGAAAGCCAAACGAGAAGGGCAAAAUGUGUGAGCGUAACUGAACUGAAUGCAAUGGUCAAGCGAAAACGAUAAUGAGAAAGUGUGUAUUCACAUGUGUUAAUAAAACUCUACUUUUAGUACAUCCUAGAAACUGCCAGCUAAAACCGGUUGAUUAUUUUCCUGUGAUUUGUGGUUCUUAUGUAUAUCUUUUGGUCAUUAGCCAAUCACUGGACUCCAUUCUAUGAUAUAUAAUAUUAUAUUUACAUUUUAUUACCUUGUUUUUGCAUUACAUUUCCUCGUUUUUGCUCUGUGUUUAAUAAAACUACAUUGCUCUCAGUCAAUCCUCAGAUUCAAGAAUUUUUUUUCAUGUCUAUUAUUAUGAUCAAAAACAGGUUACAUUCUAAUUCCUUAAGCUCAAAAAAAAGUAAAGCAUUUUUUCUCUUUAAUUCUCAUCUCGUAAGUAUGGUACAAACUGACCCAGACAUAAUUUAGCCCAUUUUUUGAACAUGUGUAUAACUGUUGAGACUUUAUUUCUGGCUGCGAUGAGACGAUUAGUAGUACAUUAAUAAUCCGCUGACCCUAUGAGCGCGUGUAUCACUGAUCAUGACAGUUUAGCUCGUUUUUUAAACACCAGACAAUUGUGUUAUUUGUUUUACCAAUUGCACGGCAGCAACAAGAUUGCAAAUAACUCUGAUCGGUUGUCGUUUAAUAAAAUGAAAAUACAGCCCACGUAUUACGUCACGUAUUUAAUUGGUUUUUGACAUGAUGAAGCCAUCAUAUAAGAAAAACAGAUCUACUGUAUUAAAAAAAAGGUUCUCUUGACCGUAUUUGCUUCGGAGAAAAGUCAAGGUAAUGACAAACUACCAAGCAAUUAGAGAACUGUAUUGUUCUACAAAAUUCACUGGAGAGUCGAGGAGAGGUACAUGACGAGCUAAUUUUUCUCUAAGACAAAAGAGGACAGCUAAAUAUGAUGGUGAAUGAUGGUGCAAGUUCCAUGUUAAUAUUUUGGGUUCACUAUACUCAAUCGAAAUGAACGUCACCAUGGCGUUUUUAAUUUUAAAUAUUUUACCUUUCAUAUAACAGAUCCGAAUUGGACGCACCGGGAGAUGGUGUGAACGGUGGAAUUAAAUUAAAAAACAAUUUAAAUGAAGAUAUAAUCUUGACGUGGUGAAAUAGCAAUAUAAGCAAUUGGGAAUAAACGGCCCAAAAUGUAAAAGUUAUAGCCCACGAAUCGAAGUUUGACAUGUUUGGGAAUAUCAUACUCGGUUAAGAUUUCCUGGUCUAAGAAAAUGUAGCGAAAUUGCUGCUGGUAUCCAUGUGAAAGUCAGUCAAAGCUGAUUAUUGAAAAACGGCACAAGCAAUUUGAAGCUACAAAAUAUAGAAACGCUUAAAAGCCCCCAACUUUAAUAUGAACCCCACCAGUAAUAGGCCCAUUAACCCUUUAAGUCCCAAUAGUGACCAAUAGCAAUUUUCUCCUAACGAUAUCCAUACAUUGUCAUGAGAUGAGGUUAUCAGAAUUAAUAAAAUGAUCACCUAAGAGAAAAUACUUUGAUCUUUUAUCCAAUUCUCUCAACUAAUUCUUAAAGGAAAUGUAUAUAGACCAGUUUGGAGAAUUUGUAUGUGGAUAUUGAGGCUUAAAGGGUUAACCUGAAACAACAAAAAAAACCUGCUAUGAUUGUAUGUCCCUCCCCCACAACAUAAGCUCCCCUCUAAAUUGUAUUGACAUGAAUUCGAUUAUUAUGAUGUUUUGAAGCUGAAUUAAACGCCAGUAAAUGAAAAACGCAUUUUAAAUCAGCACUGCUUUAGCUUGUUUUGAAGGGCUUUUUCCAUUCCGGUUAUAAGCCGCUCCAUUUAGAAGCCCUCCUGACCCCUUACGAAGAUGUAUAAUCCCAGGGCAGGAGCCCAUUUGAUGGGCUCUGUUAGUUAUAAACGGCAGUUUACGGCACCGCAAAUCAUAUGCUCGGCUCACAAACUUAACACUUCCGUUAGCAAAAUUUUCUCGUUCUUGCUUUGUGUUUACUAAAACUGCAUUGCUCUCAGCCAAUGAUCAGUUUCAAGAAUUUUUUCACGUUUAUUAUAUUUGUAGUAAUAACACGUUACAUUCUAAUUGCCGAAGCUCGACGGAAUGUAAAAAAAUGAUUCUCUUUAAUUCCCAUCUCGUAACCGACCCAGACUUUAUAGCUCAUUUUUUGAACAUUUGUACACGGUUACUGAGACGUUAGUGCCUGCGAUGACCCUAUGAGAGCGUCAGUUUGACUUCUGGCAACUGACGAAAACCGUUUUCUACUCAAUUUGAAUAUAUGUUUAACAGAACUAUCGAUCAAGACUUGGUUAAUCGACUUUUUAUUUCUAACAGUUUCACUCGUUUUCUAAAAGACAGGCAAUUGUGCUAUUUGCUUCCCUUAUCGCACGGCAACACCAAGAUUGUCGAAUUCUAUCGUUUAAUAAACUUAAAAUACAGAGCAAAUAUUUUAAAUUGUUUGUUCAAAAGGUCACAUGUGUAGCAGUCAUAUAAGGAGACAGAUGUAUUAAAACACAGUUGGGUUGACUGUAGCCGCAUCGCAGAGAAGUAAGCUAAGGUGGCCCAAAAGUGUCACGGCAAUUUCAAUUUUACUUACCGGCAAUUUCAAUUUUACUUACCGGCAAUUUCAAUUUGUUCUCGGUAAUUUCAAUUUACUCACCACGAUUUCAAUUUGCUCACAACAACCAUUUCAAUUUAUUUACGGCAAUUUCAAUUUACUCGCGGCAAUUUCAAUUUUGCUCACGGCAAUUUCAAUUUACUCACACCAAUUUCUACUUUUUCGCGGCAACGCUCACGGCAUUUUUCGCUUAGCUCACCACCUGUCUACUACGGCGGUCGACAGUGGCCACCAAAAGUCAAAACGCAAAAUCAAAAGUCGAUACUUUUAAGUAUCGACUUUAAAAAGUAGAUCUUCAAAGUGAAAAGUGAAAAUCAAACAUCAAAAGUCGAUUCACGAACACUUAUGCCAGUAGACAGUGAGACGACAACGGAAGAGUUUACUGCUCCCAGAAAAUUAUAAGCUUUAUCUAGCACUCACCUGGUGGCCGGUUAAUAUUUACUGCACAGCAUCUCAAAAUGGUGCAAUCCCUCACAUUUAUCCAAGCAUUGAAGCUACUUCUAAGGCUUGUUUACUGAUGUUAUUGGUAACAGUGUUCCUAUUUUUGCUAAGAAAAAGCAAAAAUGGUGGAGCCAAACGAAGAAACAUGCUACUUAUGGACCCGGUCUGAGAUUCGUUAUUUUGUUUUACAUUAGAACGGUACGGUUUCAGACCCGUACGAAAGUAACUCGGGUCGGGUAUGUAUGGAGACCGAUAUAAACUCAUACCGGUCUGAGUUCGUCCCAGUCGGCCGCUGUAGUUGACAGGUGGUGAGCGAAGCGAAAAAUGCCUUGAGCGUUGCCGUGAGUAAAUUGACAUUGCCAUGAGUCAAAUUGAAUUGAAAUUGCCGUGAGUAAAUUGAAAUUGCCGUGAGUCAAAUUGAAAUUGCCGUGACACUUUUGGGCCACCGUAGAAAAGUCAUGGAAAUGAAAAAUUUUACUGGAGGUGAAAACUUGCAGACAUAUGCAGAACUUUACUGCUCUGUGGAAAUUACCGGACAGGUACAUGGGCAGCUCAUUUUUCUCUCUGUCAUCAACAUUUUUUUGUCAAUUACAGCAUUUUUGGGGAAUACUCUGAUCCUAGUUGCCCUUCACAAGGACACAUCAAUUCAUCCACCAUCCAAACUCCUCUACCGUAACCUAGCGAUAACUGAUCUUUGUGUUGGUAUCAUUGUCGAGCCCCUGAAUGUUGCUCAUUGGACAUCUGGGGUGAACAAAAGAUGGGAUAUUUAAUUUGCUAUUACACAUAUUUGACAGCACAUUUCGCAGCUGUUGCUUUGUGUUCAGUGUCGUUGAUAACACUGACUGCAAUAAGUGUGGACAGACUUCUCGCUUUGCUACUGGGUUUCAGGUACAGACAAGUUGUAACUUUGAGAAGAACAUGUUUAAUUGCUAUUGUUGGUUGGAUUGUGUCCAUUGUCGGUUCAUCUACAUCCUUUCUGAAUCUUCUUAUAGUUUCAUUGUACAAUUAUAUUGCUUCAGCUUUUUGUUUAGUUACUACAACCUGUGCCUACACAAAAAUUUUCAUGUCUCUGCGCCAUAACCAAAUUCGUGGUCAGAACCAUGUUCCUCAAUCGAGCCAAGCAAAUACACUGAAUAAAGCUCGAUACAGAAAGGCAGUGUACAGUGCACUGUGGGUGCAGGUAACAUUGGUUAUUUGUUAUCUUCCGUACGGUAUAGCCGUAGCUUUAAC